Messenger RNA from Cariama cristata (Red-legged seriema), 2823 nucleotides. RefSeq names its product KIAA1217 ortholog. Gene Ontology annotation, cellular component: cytoplasm. The transcript has 13 exons. The coding region runs from base 1 to 2823 and encodes 940 amino acids. The record is from RefSeq and is a predicted model, not a curated record. NCBI's taxonomy places the organism in Eukaryota, Metazoa, Chordata, Aves, Cariamiformes, Cariamidae.
AUGCAGAGGGAAAUUGCUUAUACAGGCCGAGAUGGGCCAAGUGCUUCCCGCCCCGGAUCUGCCACUCACCCUCCGCACGCAAUGCCCAGCUCUCCGCCCUCCACCCCAGUGCCCCACUCCAUGCCUCCCUCUCCGUCCAGGAUUCCCUAUGGCGGGGGCCGGCCCAUGGCUGUGCCAGGCAACGCCACCAUCCCCAGGGACCGGCUCUCCAGCGUGCCAGCCUCGCGCUCAAUAUCACCCAGCCCAAGCGCCAUUUUGGAGAGACGGGACGUGAAGCCAGAUGAGGACAUGAGUAACAAAAACCUUGCCCUGAUUCGAAAUGAAGGUCUGUACGGUGACCCCUACUUGUUUCAUGAGGGGAGGAUGAGUGUGGCUGCACCCCACUCUGGACACCCCCUCGAUGUCCCUGAUCACAUUGUAGCCUACCAUCGCAGUGCCAUGAGGUCAUCAAGCACUUACUGCAACCCUUCUAUGCAGCCUGAAAUGCUGGAGCAGUCCUUGUACAGACAAAAGUCACGAAAGUACCCAGAGAGCCACUUGCCCACUCUCGGCUCUAAAACGCCUCCUGCCUCACCCCACAGGGUGGCUGACAUGAGAAUGAUCGAUAUUCAUCCUCACCAUAGCACUCACAUUCCCCCCCACACCAUCCAGCCUGACAGGUCUUCCCCCAGCCGCCAGUCCUUCAAAAAGGAGCCGGGACCACCUGUGUUUGUGGACACAAAAGCACGGAGCGCCUUCGGCCUCCCGGGCAUGGCCGAGGCUGUGCCCUCUCCGGUUGACAAGCAGGCUUUUGGCUACGGGUCACCUGUGAUGCCCAAGGACAAAGAGACAAGUGAGAAGAUGAUGUUGAAAAUUGUGCCCAGCAAGAGCAGCAUUGACACUGCCGGCGCUGCUAACAUAUCUGGGGCGAAGAAUGUGUUGGCAACUAUGGAGCCAGCUGUCAUCCAUCACCCUGCUGGAGCCCCAUCAAUGCAAGUCAGCCUGCAUGGUAUGAAACGCAAUGUGUCGGAUCUGCGGCUGCAGCUGCAUCAGAUGAAGCAGCUACAGCUGCAGAACCAGGAGAUGCUGAGGGCAAUGGUGAAGAAAGCAGAGCUGGAAAUCAGUGGCAAAGUGAUUGAAACAGUGAAGAGGCUUGAAGAUCCUGUGCAGCGACAGCGCAACCUGGUGGAACAAGAAAGGCAGAAAUACCUCAAUGAGGAAGAAAAGAUUGUAAAGAAGUUAUGUGAGCUGGAGACAUUUGUUGAAGACCUGAAGAGGGACUCCACUGCUUCCAGCAAGACAGUUACACUGAAAGAUGUUGAAGAUGGAGCCUUUCUUUUGCGUCAAGUGGGAGAAGCAGUUGCCACCCUGAAAGGAGAGUUCCCAACAUUGCAGAAUAAAAUGCGUGCAAUCCUGCGGAUUGAGGUAGAAGCCGUGAGGUUCCUAAAGGAAGAACCACACAAGCUAGACAGCUUGCUGAAACGUGUGCGCAGCAUGACUGAUAUCCUUACCAUGCUCAGGAGACAUGUUACAGAAGGACUGCUGAGAGGUGUGGAUCCAUCCCAAGCCGUGCAAUACUCUGCUAUGGAGAAGGCCACUGCAGCUGAUGCUCUGAAAAACCAGGAGGAACUCAAGCAUGCCCAGGGACACACACAGCAAAACCUCACAGCAAUCACAUCAGAGUCCCAGGUGCCAUCCGUCAAGUCAGAAGUCAUCCCCUUCUCAACAAUGACAGUCCAUCAUGUGCAGAGCUCGCCUGUUGUCAUCCAUCAGUCUCAGCACACAUCAGCCCUGGUCAACCAUGCCCAGGGUUCACCCACUGCACUCAGCCACAGUGAAGGUGUGCCGGUGGGUGGCCACCUCUCAGCCACCACACCAGCCCCCCUGCAAGAGCCCGCAACAGGAUCCCAGCCCACACAAGCCACGCCAGCACCACAGGUCUCUGUCAAUGGCACCACCAUGCAAAGUCUUUUCAUUGAGGAAAUUCACAGUGCAAGCACCAGAAAUCGAGCUGUAUCAAUUGAGAAAGCUGAAAAGAAAUGGGAAGAGAAAAGGCAAAACCUCGAUCACUAUAAUGGAAAGGAAUUUGAAAAGCUCUUAGAAGAGGCCCAGGCCAAUAUAAUGAAGUCAAUUCCUAACCUGGAGAUGCCUCCCCAGCCAGCAGCCCUGCCUAAAGGGGAAGCAGUGGAAAAACUAGAAGUCUCAGAAGAAGUUACUGAUGGAGAACAGGAUAAUGACAAGCUGAGCAAGUCUCCACCUCCUCCACCUCCACGGCGCAGUUACCUGCCAGGGUCAGGACUAACCACAACGAGAUCAGGAGAUGUCAUCUAUGCAGCCAGAAAAGAGGCUGCUGCUGUCAAGGAGUGCAGUGAAGAUGCUGGGCAAAUAGCACAAUCCAAAGCCCCUAAAGAGGAUCAGGCAUUGUCUCGCAGCACAGGGCAAGCUGUAGCAUCAGCUGCAAAAGAUGAAGAGGAAGAGGAAGGAGAUAAAAUAAUGGCAGAAUUACAGGCUUUCCAGAAGUGCUCUUUUAUGGAUGUAAACUCAAACAGUCAUGCUGAACAGUCCAGAAAUGAUACACAUGUUAAAGACAUAAGGCCUGGGACUUUAAUGCAUCACAAGGAAAAGAAGAAUUUGGAAUUUUGCCCUGAAGACAGACAGGAAUCAGAUGACAACUUCAGACAUGCGCCCCUCCGCUCGUUUCCGCAGGGCUCCAGCACUGCCUCGCAGACAAGCCGGAUGCCGGUCCCCAUGGCUUCAAAAACUAGACAAGGAAGCAUGGAGAAAGCAGGCAAACAACACAAGCUGCAGGAUCCACGCCAAUACAGACAGGUAGUUUUACCCUAA